Cannabis sativa is the source of this 1869-nucleotide messenger RNA. RefSeq lists its product as uncharacterized. Lineage: Eukaryota; Viridiplantae; Streptophyta; Magnoliopsida; Rosales; Cannabaceae. Gene Ontology annotation, biological process: DNA repair; telomere maintenance. The coding region runs from base 1 to 1869 and encodes 622 amino acids. The transcript has a single exon. The record is from RefSeq and is a predicted model, not a curated record. Gene Ontology annotation, molecular function: DNA helicase activity.
AUGUCUAAUAGGUCGUUGUCAUUCGAAGAUCUAAGGACAGUGAACGGAGUUCUGGCCCCAACAUAUCGUGAGGCAGCGACGAUGCUUGGGCUGUUACAAAGAGACAACUGCUUGGAAGAUUGUUUACAUGAAGCAUCUCUAUACCAAGCGCCUUCGAGUCUGAGACGACUAUUCGCAACGAUAUUAGUUUAUUGCAAUCCAACGAACCCUAGAGACCUAUGGGAACGUUACGAGGAAGAAAUGUCUGCCGAUUUGAAAUCUGAAGAAGAUUCUCUAUCUAUUGUGAGAAAUGAAGUUCUAAAGUCCAUCUCUUCUACAAUAGAAUCCAUGGGAAAAGACAUCAAUUCCUACCAACUUCUUGACGAGGACAUCUCGUUCGAUGACGAUGAAGAAUUUCAAUCUAGAGAAAUCAACGAUGAAUUGGGAGUUGAAAUACCCGAAGAAGAUAUAACAGCUUCCCACUCCCUAAAUGCAGAGCAACGACAAGUGUAUAAUGCAGUGAUGGAACAUAUUUCAUCAAACAAAGCACAAGCGUUCUUCGUAGAAGGGCCAGGAGGGACAGGAAAAACAUUCUUAUACGAAGCUCUAUUAGCAACAGUAAGAUCGAGAAACCUUGUGGCACUUGCAACUGCUUCAUCGGGUGUUGCCCCUUCCAUUCUCCCAGGGGGUCGUACAGCACAUUCACGUUUUAAGCUUCCACUUGAUGCCAACGAAACAACCUCAUGUUCCGUUAGCAAACAAAGUUCUCUUGCAAACCUUCUACGAGCAUCGAAAUUAAUAAUAUGGGAUGAGGCUCCAAUGACAAGAAAACAACACAUAGAAGCAUUGGAUAAAAUGCUACGAGACAUAAAUGAUUCGGACACACCUUUUGGUGGAAAGGUAAUUAUUUUUGGAGGAGAUUUUAGACAGGUAUUACCUGUUGUCCGAAAAGGAACAAGACAGGAGCAGGUAAAUUCUAGCUUGGUUCACUCAUACUUGUGGCCCACCUUCACCAAGUUCCACCUAAUUGAAAAUAUGAGAGCAAUACUGGACCCAAUAUUCUCUGAUUACAUAUUGUCGGUCGGCAAUGGAAUGCCACCGAUCACCGUCAAUGACACCUUACAAAUCCCAAGUAAUAUGCUCAUUCCUUAUCACGACGACAACACAUCUUUAUACAUCCUAAUAGAAAAUGUCUUCCACAACAUCCAUCACUACCCAAAAAAUGUGUCUACCAUGAUGAAUCGAGCUAUAUUAACACCAAAGAACUCUUUUGUCGAUGAAAUUAAUUUCAUGUUAAUUGCACGUUUCCCGGGAGAAGCACAUCACUACUACAGUCGAGAUGAGGCUAUAGAUAGCACCGAGCAAUCAGUUAUGGAAGAUUUCUUAAACACUCUUACACCAAACGACCUUCCUCCACAUGAAUUGCAACUAAAGAGGAAUUGUCCAAUAAUGUUUCUUAGAAACAUUAAUCCUUCAGAUGGACUUUGCAAUGGAACCCGUUUGAUUUGUCGAGCAUUUGAACUAAAUGUGAUAGAUGCUGAAAUUGCUGUAGGACACCAUAGAGGAAAAAGAGUCUUUAUACCAAGAAUACCAUUCUUACCCAAUGUGGAUGAAAAUAGCGGCUUUCCAUUUAAACGAACACAAUUCCCCAUAAGAUUAAGUUUUGCUAUGACAAUAAACAAAUCGCAAGGCCAAACGUUAGAUUAUGUUGGAGUUUAUUUGCCACAACCUAUUUUUUCACACGGUCAGUUAUAUGUGGCAUUGUCAAGGGCAAAAACAUCGUCUACAGUGCGUGUAUUAAUACGACCUGUGACCACAGGCCAGCAUGAUAAGGACUGCACCAAAAACAUAGUCUACACAGAGUUAUUAGAAUUAUCAAGUUCAAACUAA